Molecule: messenger RNA, 1335 nt
Organism: Vanrija pseudolonga
Lineage: Eukaryota; Fungi; Basidiomycota; Tremellomycetes; Trichosporonales; Trichosporonaceae
Gene: CPA1
Product: Carbamoyl-phosphate synthase arginine-specific small chain
Exons: 1
Coding region: 1-1335 (444 amino acids)
Biological process (GO): L-glutamine metabolic process; L-arginine biosynthetic process; 'de novo' pyrimidine nucleobase biosynthetic process
Cellular component (GO): carbamoyl-phosphate synthase complex; cytoplasm
Molecular function (GO): carbamoyl-phosphate synthase (glutamine-hydrolyzing) activity
Source: RefSeq, a predicted model, not a curated record
AUGUCGUCCAUCCUCCGCCCCCUCGCCAAGACGGCUGCCGCCGCGACCGCCCGCCGUGGCCUCGCGACCCCCACCACCCUCCCCAACCAGAGCCUGCUCCAGAACGUCCUCCCCGCCAAGGUGCCCGCCGCCCUCUUCCUCAAGUCGGGCCAGGAGUACCACGGCACUGGCUUUGGCUCGUCCAACUCAAAGUUUGGCGAGACCGUCUUCAGCACGUCGAUCACGUCGUACACCGACUCGCUCACCGACCCCUCGUACCGCGGCCAGUUCUUGGUCUUCACCUCGCCCAUGGUCGGAAACUACGGCGUCCCCUCCAACGCCCCCCUGCCUGAGACUCCUGGCAUCCCCUUCCUCGAGUCGGACGGCAUGCAGGUUGCCGGUGUGAUCGUCUCGGACCUCGCCGUCAAGUACUCGCACUACCAGGCCGUCGAGUCGCUCCACGAGUGGUGCGCUCGCUACGACAUCCCCGGUGUCACUGGUGUCGACACCCGUGCCAUCACCACCCUCCUCCGUGACCAGGGUACCACUCUCGGCCGUAUCGCUAUCGGUGCCGACGAGGUCGCCAAGGGCGCCCCUGCCCAGGACGCCUACUGGGACCCUUCCAAGGAGAACCUCAUCUCGCAGGUCUCCACCAAGCAGCCCUACGAGCUCAACCCCAACGGCAAGGGCCCCAAGAUUGCCGUCCUCGACUUUGGCACCAAGGCCAACAUCACCCGUUCGCUUGUCAAGCGCGGUGCCCGCGUCACUGUCCUCCCCUGGGACUUCGACUUCAACACCGUCCGUGACCAGUACGACGGUCUCUUCCUCUCCAACGGCCCCGGUGACCCCAUGUCCAUCUACGACACUGCCAUGCGUGUGCGCCAGACCAUUGCCGAGUGGAACAAGCCCAUCUUCGGCAUCUGCAUGGGCCACCAGAUCCUCGGUAUCGCCGCCGGCAUGGAGGCGUACCGCAUGACCUUUGGCAACCGUGGCCACAACCAGCCCGUGCUCGCCCUCGCCAACUCGGCGUCCAUCAAGGCCGGCCGCGUCUACGUCACCUCGCAGAACCACCAGUACGCCCUCAAGCUUACCGAGGACUUCCCCGAGGGCUGGGCCCCCUUCUUCAUCAACUGCAACGACUCGUCGGUCGAGGGCAUCAUUUCGACCCCCGAGUCGGGCAAGCAGAUCUGGGGCGUCCAGUUCCACCCCGAGUCGGCCGGCGGUCCUCUCGACACCAUCGGCAUGCUCAGCGACUUUGUUGACGCCUGUGCUGCCGGCGCCACUGGCGGCUCGGCCCACAUUGGUGCCGACCAGGUCAAGGUCAACCCCCACCACGUCUCGCAGCCGUCUGCGUAA